GAGAACAGUUCCCAGUGUGAGACUCAAGAGGAAAAAUGUAAUGGUUCCUGCUCAUGUUGAGACGGUAGAUGGCUCGCAGUGGCAGAAUAUAGAUAAUUCUGAUGAAAAAGACAAAUAUAUCGGAUAUAAUAUAGAAAAAGUAGAGUCACGUCAAUCAUUACGAGGCAUUCACAUUUCUGAAACUCCACGAGUAAAGAUAAUUGCGGAAAAGUUUUCAAAGUUAAAGAAAAAUAACGUUGAAUUGAGGAAACUUGAUGAGAAAGUAGUAUGUGUGGAAUACGACGUUUACGUAGGGGACAAUAUGUCGAAGCCGCAACAGACUAUGAGAGCGUUUUUCUCUAUAAAACCCGCCUGCAAAGAAGAAGAAAAAGGCAAAACUUUUAAAGAAAGCGUAACCCCCUCCGUGGUACCUUCAAAAAUAAAACAAACAUUUGAAAUAGGAGACGAGGAUUUAAAAAAGUCGAAAGAAAAAGAGAUAGAAAUGAUUGAUGGUAAGAUAUCCGAGAACAGAUCUUACUUGGACGAUCUGAAAAAAAUUUUGAAACACAAUCAUGCUGUAGCAAAAAAGAACAAGAACACGUUGGAUUUGAUGUCUCUGUACGAGAUGGCGAAGAAAGAAGUCGCUCCGCUAAAUUCUAAUAGUAAUCUUCUAUCGAAAGCUGAAUUGGAAGAGAUAAAAGAUUUGAUUUUAAAUAAAUGUGCGUCAAGCGUGCAAGGUAUUAGUCGAAGAAGAGUUAAACGCGAGUUGGAUUCGGAAUUUGGCAAGGAGAGAGGCGUCCUAUCUCAAAGCCUCGUAGCAGAGUUGAUGAGAGAAGGGAAUGUAUGAUUGUAAAAUAAA
Molecule: messenger RNA, 838 nt
Organism: Galleria mellonella (greater wax moth)
Lineage: Eukaryota; Metazoa; Arthropoda; Insecta; Lepidoptera; Pyralidae
Exons: 3
Coding region: 41-826 (261 amino acids)
Source: RefSeq, a predicted model, not a curated record